GGGCAGCGGGCAGAAACGUGUUCCCUGGCGGAUUGGCAGAGAAGCACCAUCAGUGCCGUACCGAGGAGGUCGCCCGAAAGAAAAAAAAAACAAGAAACGGCCGCCGCCGCUUUUGUGCCCUGGCCCCACGGUCUUCAGCAGUGCAGCGAUGGAGCUGGGAAACGGCAGCAGCGUCAACGUCACCAAGGAGUGCACCAACCUCUACGACCACCGGGACACAGCGCGAGUACUCAUGCCCCUGCACUACGGCAUCGUCUUCACCGUGGGCCUCCUGGGAAACGCGCUGGCCCUGCACGUCAUCCGGCCCAACCGCAAGAAGAUGAACGCCACCACGCUCUACUCCACCAACCUGGUGGUGUCCGACAUCCUGUUCACGCUGUCGCUGCCCCUGAGGGUGGUGUACUACGGCGCGGGCUUCCACUGGGGCAUGGGCGACGCGCUCUGCAAGGUCACCGGCCUCAUCUUCUACAUCAACACCUACGCCGGCGUGAACUUCAUGACAUGCCUAAGCAUGGACCGCUUCAUCACCGUGGUGCUGCCCGGCCGUUACAGCCGGUUCCGCUGGUUCCGCAAGGUCCGCAACGUCAGGUACAUCUGCGUGGGUGUGUGGCUGCUGGUGCUGGCCCAAACCCUGCCCCUGCUCUCCAUCCCCAUGACGAAGGAGGAGCCGGGAGGGUACAUCACCUGCAUGGAGUACCCCAACUUCGAGAAGGAGGAGAACCUGCCCGUCAUGCUCAUCGGGGCGGUGUUUCUUGGCUACGUGGUUCCCUUGGUGACCAUCCUGCUCUGCUACUCGGUGCUGUGCUGGAAGCUGUACUUCGCUGCCAGACAGAACCAGCUGACGGAGAAGUCGGGCAAGAAGGCCAUUGGCGUGAUUUGCAGCGUGGUCCUGGUGUUCGUGGUGUGCUUCAGCCCGUACCACAUCGACAUCCUGCAGUACAUGGUGCGGAAGCUGCUCUACACGCCAGACUGCACCGAGCUGCACGCCUUCCAGGUGUCCCUGCACACCACCGUCUGCCUCAUGAACCUCAACAGCUGCCUCGACCCCUUCAUCUACUUCUUCGCCUGUAAGGGCUACAAGAGGAAGAUCAUGAAGAUGAUGAGGAGGCAGGUGAGCACGUCCCUCUCCAGCGUGGUCCGGACGUCUCCGGAAGGUUCCUCCAGGGACAUCGACUGUAACAGGAUCCACCUCACCAGCACUCGACAAUCCGACGUGACCUCAAAGCACUGACCCAACCCAACGCGACCUCAACGCAUUGACCCAACCCAACGCAACAUCAACGCAUUGACCCAACCCAACGUGACCUCAACGCAUUGACCCAACCCAACGCGACCGCAACGCAUUGACCCAACCAAACGUGACGUGACCUGAACACACUGACCCAACCCAACGUGACCUCAAUGCAUUGACCAAACCCAACACGACCGCAACGCAUUGACCCAACCCAACGUGACCUCAACGCAUUGACCCAACCCAACACGACCGCAACGCAUUGACCCAACCCAACGUGACGUGACCUGAACACAUUGACCCAACCCAAAGUGACCUCAAUGCAUUGACCCAACCCAACACGACCUCAACGCAUUGACCCAACCCAACGUGACCUCAACGCAUUGACCCAACCCAACACGACCGCAACGCAUUGACCCAACCCAACGUGACGUGACCUGAACACAUUGACCCAACCCAAAGUGACCUCAAUGCAUUGACCCAACCCAACACGACCUCAACGCAUUGACCCAACCCAACACAACCUCAACGCAUUGACCAAACCCAACACGACCGCAACGCAUCGACCCAACCCAACGUGACGUGACGUGAACACAAUGACCCAACCCAACGUGACCUCAACGCAUUGACCCAACCCAACGCAACCUCAGCGCAACGCCCAAGGGGAGGGGGCGGGGGGCAAGGGGGGGCUGGCUGGUGGAGGUGACUGGAUUCAUAUUCAUUUACAUCCUGCCCACAACGCACCGGAAAUGUGCUUAAAAUGAGUUUGACCUGUAUGACUGUAAGCAGGAUAAACAGGAAGCCAGGUGGCGCAAACAGAGCGAGACCCAGUGCUCUGUUCUUACAGGAGCGUCUCUACCUGCUGAAGAUGACCAGCAGGGUGUUGUUGAAACACACACACACCCCACAUUUCUCCCGUUUUACUGAACUUUACUGAAAUACUCUCCUUGGUUCUGAGGAAAUGGGCAAAGUCAUAAGCGGGUAUUUUGGCUAGGCAAGCGGUUUGUUCAUACAUUUGUGUGUUGCGGUAUUACGAAAAAUCUCAAAAUGUACAUGUUUGUAAAUAUGUUUAUUUCAUUGUGACAUACAGUUGGAGCAGUGCUUUUUUGUUAAUAUGGACUUAACAUAUUUCUUUUUUGGUGCAAUAUUGAAUAUGAUGAAUUUCUUUCUGGGUGAAAAAGAUGACCAAUUAUGUUAAAAUGUUUUUGUAUCAAAUUUUCAAUACAAAACCACAGAGUACUACUUGAUUUUGUAGCUUGCUUUAUUAGGCUACACAUAUUUAACACUGAUGUUUGCAAAACCCAGGGGUUACUUUAAAAAUCAUCAUUGUUAAAUAGAAUGUAUAUUUGAUCUGUUUUUAAAAGAAUCCUUAAUAUAUGGGGAAUUUAGGCAGCUGUAUAUCUAAUGUUCAAUAUAUAGGACAACCAGUUAAAAUAAAUAAUUAGUGUGUGAGUGAGUGAGUGAGUGAGUGAGUGAGUGAGUGAGUGAGUGAGUGAGAGAGAGAGAGAGAGAGAGAGAGAGAG
This is a messenger RNA of Conger conger (European conger), 2754 nucleotides long. It is a transcript of the gene gpr183a, whose product is annotated as G protein-coupled receptor 183a. The transcript has 2 exons. Gene Ontology annotation, biological process: G protein-coupled receptor signaling pathway. Gene Ontology annotation, molecular function: G protein-coupled receptor activity; oxysterol binding. Gene Ontology annotation, cellular component: membrane. The record is from RefSeq and is a predicted model, not a curated record. Lineage: Eukaryota; Metazoa; Chordata; Actinopteri; Anguilliformes; Congridae. Bases 149 to 1231 code for a protein of 360 amino acids.